AUUCAAGAUGGCAGCGUCUACGAUGAAAGAUGAUGAAAAAGGACGAAUGGCAGUUCGAGGAAAAAUGGCCAAAGAUGAGACCAUGUGUGUUAAAGCUGUUGAGACAAGACUCUGUGAGCAGAUCAGAAUGGCAAGAGUUGUUUAUGAAUGUCCACUUGGUUUGUUUGUGGGACGACCGAAAUGGACCUCCAAGAGUUCACGAAGCACUACGUACGGAUAUACUAGACUUCAUAGAACAAGCUCAGAAGAGAGUGCUCGAUCACCAAGAAGAUUCUGCGCUCCUGAAGGCUUACAUCGCUGAGUGGAAGAAAUUCUUCACUCAGUGCACAUAUCUACCAUUGCCCUUUGGCCAACUGGAGACAACACUCACCAACAAGGCAUCUCCCAGUUCACAAUCGAAGAAAAAUCAAAACGACGAAAGCAUAGUUAGAAAGCUUAUGCUUGACAGUUGGAAUGAGAGUAUCUUCUCUGCAAUCAAGCAAAGAUUGCAAGAUAGUGCAAUGAAAUUAGUGCAUGCUGAAAGGAACGGGGAGGCCUUUGACAGCCAGCUUGUUAUAGGGGUGAGAGAAUCUUACGUGAAUCUUUGUUCAGACCCAGAAGAUAAGCUAAAAAUUUACAAGGAGAACUUUGAGAAAUCGUAUAUGGAUGCAACAGAGGCAUUCUAUAAGGCUAAGGCACCUUUAUACCUUCAAGCUAAUGGAGUUCAGAACUACAUGCGAUGGGCUGACUUGGCACUGAAGGAGGAAGAGCAGAGGGCAAUGAAAUAUUUGGAAACACGACCGGGAUGUACGUCUGUUGCUGCGUUGACAGAGUGUUGUGUCAACGUACUUGUGACAGAAUUCAAAGAGCAGAUCCUAGCAGAGUGUGCAGAGAUGAUUAAAGGGAAUGAAACUGACAGAUUACAGCUAAUGUUUAAGCUAAUGGAUAGGGUACCAGAUGGGAUCGCACCCAUGCUGAAGGACCUCGAAGAACACAUUGUCAGCCAGGGACUGGCUGAUAUGAACUCCGCAGCAGAAUUCAUAACCUCAGAUUCGGAGAAAUAUGUAGAACAGCUACUUGACCUAUUCACAAGGUUUAGUCAAUUGGCGAGUGAUGCUUUUAGCGAUGAUCCCAGGUUUCUUACGUCGAGAGACAAGGCUUACAAGCAUGUUGUGAACGAUAUCAGUGUUUUCAAACUAGAGCUUCCAACAAAGCAAAAAGGGAUACAGAACAAGACGCAGCCAGAGUCUAAGUGUCCGGAGCUUCUUGCCAACUUCUGCGACAUGCUGCUGAGAAAGACGCCUCUCAGUAAGCGACUCACGUCCGACGAGAUCGAGGGCAAGUUAAAAAAUGUGCUACUAGUGCUCAAGUAUGUACAGAAUAAGGACGUCUUCAUGCGGUAUCACAAGGCCCAUCUGACAAGAAGGCUUAUUCUGGAUACGUCAGCCGACAGUGAGAAGGAGGAGAACAUGGUGGAGUGGCUCAGGGAAGUUGGGAUGCCAGCAGAUUUUGUAAAUAAAUUGGCUCGGAUGUUCCAAGAUAUUAAGGUUAGCCAAACUCUGAACCAGGAGUUCAAGGAUGCAUUAUAUCUAAAUAGCAAGGAGAUCAUCGCAGAUUAUGUAAAUAUCAAGAUCUUGAACGCUGGAGCGUGGAUGAGGUCAAGCGAACGAGUGCCAGUCUCGUUGCCACGGGAACUGGAGGACUACAUCCCGGAGGUUGAGGAGUUCUACAAGAGGAAACAUAACGGCCGGAAGCUGCAGUGGCAUCAUGUCAUGUCCAACGGCAUUAUCACAUUCUGCAAUGAAGUAGGCAGAUUUGACCUGGAGGUCACAACCUUUCAGAUGGCUGUAGUUUUCGCGUGGAAUCAGCGGCCAAAGGACAAAAUUACGUUUGAAAACCUGAAACUUGCAACUCAACUACAGGACAUUGAGCUGCGGAGAACGUUAUGGUCAUUAAUAGCCUUCCCGAAGAUAAAGCGGCAAGUAGUCCUUUGUGAGCCCGAAGCGAGAUCUCCAAAAGACUUUACGGAUGCAACUCUUUUCUGGAUCAAUCAAAAGUUUGCGUUAGUAAAGAACGGUAAGAUGCAGCAGCGUGGGAAGAUCAACCUGAUCGGUCGGUUGCAGUUGUCUACGGAGAAGAGCAAAGAGGAAGACAACGAGGGCAUUGUGCAGCUCCGCAUUCUGCGAACUCAGGAGGCGAUCGUUAAGAUAAUGAAGAUGAGGAAGAAGAUUACGAAUGCGCAGCUGCAGAGCGAACUCGUCGAGAUUCUCAAGAACAUGUUCCUUCCCUCCAAGAAGAUGAUCAAGGAGCAGAUUGAGUGGCUCAUCGAGCACAGGUACAUGCAUCGUGAUGAGGACAACAUCAAUAUGUUCAUCUACAUGGCGUAGUCGGUGCCGUCUCGGCUGCGAAGGUAAUGCCCUCCGGUGUAAAAUACUCAACUGCUGCUGCCCAGUGCCUGCCAUGGGUACCAGACACAAGGAGAGAACAUAGAUGGCUACACACACUCUAUCACUAGUCGCUUUUAGACUCUGUUUUAAAGUGACUCCAGGGUGUACAGUAGCUCCAUGCGGUGCGAUAUGGUAUGGCACGGUAUGGUAAGACACAGUAUGGUAUGGUGCGAGACGUUACAGUGCGAUAUGACACGGUAUGGUGCGGUACGAUACUGUACCGUAUGGUAUGUUAUGGUACAGGAUAAUACGAUAUGGUAUGGUACGGAGAUGGCCCAUGGUCUGAUUCUAAACUCCAGUUAAGUUAAAAUCUAGUUUAAAAUUAAAUUUCCAAAUUUCUGCUAAUGGUUGGUGGAUAGCUUUUGGUCUCUUUGCCUUUUAAUUUACUUGUAUUCACUACGAUUGAGCGAGACUGAUAUUUUAUAUCUAGUAUUACUGGCGUUUUUGUUUUAAACCGGUGCAUCAUUGAAACUAGCUAAUUUGAUAUGUCAUUGCAAUUUUGAUAUAAUGAAAAUAUGUGUUUUACUGUGUUGAUGUUUCGCAUUUUGAAGGAAAGAAUGAGUUGUCAGAUACAGACUUACGAUGUCUUGAACUUGCAGCUGUUGCAGUAUAAUUAGAUACACAGUAAAUUAUUUGCAUAAACCUUGCUAUAAACUUAAUCAAAUCGCACUAAACAGUUUAGCCUGCCUAAUUGACUGUGGAUAUCAUCUCGAGAUCACAGUAGCUUAACCAUUCGAUGACUGCUGGAUCACAGAAUCUGUUGUAAUGUUGCGUAACAUGUCUUUCCGUUCAGUGAAGAUGGUGUCAGUUAUUACGCUAACGUGUCAUGCAGGAGUCUUCACAUUUCUUCAUGCGAUACACAGAGUGCCUCACUACCACUGCAUGCUAUUGUCUGUGUACUGGAGGUAAAUUACCUAAAGGUGUAUUGUAACCAUUGAGCAAGGAGUGUCAUUUUUUUAUGGGUAGGAAAUGAGAGCUUUAGACAUGUCCCAUCUAGUAAGUGCUGCGUUGACACGUACUGGACGUGAAUAUGGUGUCUGGCUUUGUGUGUGAAUGUUUCCUUCUAUUUGUUACCAUUGUGAUUGUGUCUCGUUUGUAUGCUUGUGUGCUAGGCAGGUUUUUGGUGGAUGUUUUUGGUGAACAGUUGUGUGUGCACGAAAUGCAAGGAAACAAUUCUUAAUUCGAGAUGGCUUCUUUAAUUGACAUUCUUGCAAUUUCUCUUUAUAUUUUUUCACAUGUCUGCUUUCUGCCAUCACCUGGUCAGUUUUGUAAAUAUUUCUAUCUUAGCACUUGCAUGUUUAACAUGGUGAGCUACACAGCAAGCUGAUUGUCGUAGCUGUUGAAUCGGUAGGCGUUUUGCUUCUACUACGAAUUUACCUUGAACAGUUGAAGCUACACUGCAUCAUAGCAUUAGUUAAUGGGAAGUACUGUUGGCAGCUGCUUAAUUGUAUGUACUGCAUUCCAGCAGGCUCUAGCGAUGGGAUUGUCUCAAGAUACUGUGUCAGAUAUCAUCUACUUUAUCCGAUAAAAUUUAUCGAUUUGAAACUUCCCUUUGAUUUUUGCUCAACGGCUAUGGCAUUUGUGGCUUUAUCUCUAGAUGCUAAGUACACGUACCAUUAAUGGUUUCACCUGUGGUGAGAUGAGUUUGUGUGAAUUUGUCCUACCCACUGUGAACUGUGUAAAGUCAAACGUGUUAGCGGACACCUCCAUAGAACGGAUAGCUGUGUAUAAAGGACACUUUGUGUUUUCUUUGAGUAACAGUUAUGCGGUGAAACCACCGUUAUAGCAUGGAUGUUUGUCUGUUACAGACGGCUUUGAUGUUUCCCUUAAGUGAUCCAUAUAAAUAGGUUUGAAUGUAAAUAUUUGGUGGUUAUCAAAAUCAUUCUGGUUUUUCCCUCGUUCAGAUGACAUUGCCUUCUACGGAAAUGGUCAAGAAAUACCAAUGUUAAAGACAUGCUUUCGUUCACCGGAGUGGUGAACGAAAGCAUGUCGUUAACAUUAGUUUUUCUCCCCUUUCAGGUUCAGUUUAAAACGAGUCUGUUGGUUCCAUUUAAAAAGUUAAUACACAUGGUAGAAGCGAAGGUGUUAUCAUGUGUGUACCAUGGCUGCUUCCAACGUUUUGACUGUGGCAAUAGCUGUAAUUUUACUUGGACUAGGUAGCCAUGGACAGUACACGUAUCAGGAUUGUGUGGUAAGAUUUCGCCUGGCGGUGUUUUUCUUACAAUAUCAAUAACUCGCUGAUGUAAUCAGAUACGAAUCAAUUCGCAGGCUAACCACUCUAAUGUGAAUAGUGACUGUGAGUUAACUGGUUGCAAGUUGUCACAAGGGGGUCCUCUAUCACUUGGGUUUUACCUAAUACAUGUUAAAAGGAAGUCAAGUGUGUCAUGCAGUUAGAUAGAGUCCCGGAUAACAGAGUGAACCGCUUUCUGCCUCACUACGUACAGUCAGCUGAUCUGAACUUCCUGGAAAGCUGAUACAGAAAGGCCAGAUACCGUGCAAAACAGAACAACGUAAGGAUGGAAGUGAACAAAAUGCAGCCAGUUCAUAGCAUCUGGCAAGCACCCAACUUUGAUGUGUGUGCGUGUGCGAAUGCAAGUAGCAAGUCGAUGCCAAUUAUGGAUACAAGUCGGUCGAACAUUACACGAUGUAACACAUAAUGCGUAAUGUAUAUAUACACUAAAAAAUUGUAUAUAGCAAAGAGGAAUUGCGAUUUAGUAAUCGGGAAAACUAACUAUUUAAUAUUUUCCAGUAAAGCGUGUGGUCAAGAUCAGAGUAGAAUCAGUUUGAAGAGAGACGAGAGCUUGUUAGGUAUAUAAUGCGAGUGUACUUAUAUAACAGUAAAGGCAAGUUCUCACUUGUUCAAAUUGGAUAUUUAUCCGGAAGAUAUGCGGCUGCAUAUGUAAUUAUACGGUAGUAGCAUUUGCACACAAACUUUUUCAAGUAGAAUAUAAUCCUGUAAAGAAUGUGAUGUUUAUUCAUAAAAUUUUGCUUGGAGAGUUGUGAUAAUAAUGGUAACCAUUUUUAAUAAAAAUGUUGACACACUAAGGGAA
Molecule: messenger RNA, 5476 nt
Organism: Priapulus caudatus
Lineage: Eukaryota; Metazoa; Priapulida; Priapulimorpha; Priapulimorphida; Priapulidae
Product: cullin-5-like
Exons: 19
Coding region: 30-2366 (778 amino acids)
Biological process (GO): protein ubiquitination; SCF-dependent proteasomal ubiquitin-dependent protein catabolic process
Cellular component (GO): SCF ubiquitin ligase complex; Cul5-RING ubiquitin ligase complex
Molecular function (GO): ubiquitin protein ligase binding
Source: RefSeq, a predicted model, not a curated record